This is a messenger RNA of Bombina bombina (fire-bellied toad), 3769 nucleotides long. It is a transcript of the gene FAM107A, whose product is annotated as family with sequence similarity 107 member A. Gene Ontology annotation, cellular component: stress fiber; synapse; neuron projection. The record is from RefSeq and is a predicted model, not a curated record. Bases 361 to 801 code for a protein of 146 amino acids. The transcript is spliced from 4 exons. NCBI's taxonomy places the organism in Eukaryota, Metazoa, Chordata, Amphibia, Anura, Bombinatoridae. Gene Ontology annotation, biological process: actin filament polymerization; regulation of actin cytoskeleton organization; actin filament bundle assembly.
ACCACGCGUGCUAGUUCAUGAUAGCACGGUCACAGCAUCCACUCAUGCAGGCGCUGUUGAAUUGUAGCAGUUUUUAUACAUGAUCUUGCAACAGCCAGUAAGAGCCUCAAAAAGUUAUGUUGCCUAGUUACCGUCUAGAAACAAUAUGACGGCGCAGUGAAAGCAACAUGAGCGACCCUUUGAUCACCCUGAGUAAACCAUGCAAGGCCCGCAUUCCAACUAGUGGGAUCUUACCGGGAAUGCCGCAUACAGAAGGAGGAAUAUCGCUGAGAAGGUAGACAGAGGAAAAUAACGUAGCACUAAGCAAGCAUUUACGGCCACUUCAUCUUCACACAAGAAAACCAAACAAAAUUGGCUUCUAUGUAUUCAGAGCUGCAGAGGGAGCCAUCUGAUUUUGGAAGCAUUUUGUCCCAGCCUGACUAUCUUGAAGGAAACACUGAACUUAUUCAGCCCAAGAAACUCCUUAACCCCGUAAAGGCAUCCAGAAGUCACCAGGAGCUCCACAGAGAAUUACUCAUGAACCACAGAAGAGGUCUGUCAAUUGAUAAUAAGCCAGAGUUGCAGAGAGUGCUGGAACAUAGGCGACGAGACAAAAUCAUUCAGCAGAAAAAAGAAGAAGACGAAAUCAAGAAGCUCCAGUCUCCGUUCGAGCAGGAACUGCUAAAAAGGCAACAGAGGCUAGAACAGCUUGAAAAAGAACAAGAGGAAAAUAAAGAAGAUGAACACGCACCAGAAUUUAUUAAAGUGAAAGAAAAUCUGAGAAGAACGUCUACGUUACCCUCCGAAGAAAGAGUUGCAUAAAUACUGCCAAGAUUAAAUGGUGUAUCAUAUUAAGCUGGCAUUAUUGCAUAUACACUGGCAUUCCUGUACUGUGGUAGCAUUACAGCUAAGUGUACUCUAUUAAUCCUUGCAGGUGGUACAUUGUACUGAAAUGCUGAUCAACUCUUUGGCUACCAGAGAGGGCUGCAGAACAUAGUAUAUAGCAUCCUUCUCUAGCAGUCACGGGGUUAACAACUGCCUAUAAACAUAUCAGCAAUGUAAAUGCCCUGGCUUAUCAAAUAGCUGGUUAUGUUCAAAUCAUUUGUGGUAUUUGUUCUGCUAAAUGAUUGACUGCAACUCAGAAAUAACUAAUCAAAGCGGUCUCUAGGCUAACUGUCUGAAAUGUUCAUCACUAGUUUGGAUUUUAUCCCAUAAUAUAAAGCCUGUUCAGGCUGCAUGUAUCAGAAGUUCCAGGGGUAAAUAAAAAAAUCAAACCAAGUUCUCAUUAAUGAGAAAGCUUGUAGUGUUUGAAGUCAGUACUCUUUAUAAAAGCAUCUCUUUGGAUCAUUAAUUUAUUGAUCAUUUGUGUGUUCUCAGUUGAUGAUCUUAAGGUUUGCAUAUACAUUUAUGUCUUUUAAACUAACAAAUAUUAUAUUUCCUAAAAUUGCUCAGUGGCACAGGGCCAGGUUUAGCUGUGGUUGCAGAGUACCCCAUAUACUGUUCUAACCUCAAAAGGGGAUGUUUGAUGUUUUUAGUUCCAAUUUUUCUUGGGGUCACAAAAACCAUGGCACAAAUUGUUAGUUUUUUUUCUGGAGGAUGCAAAAACUAGUUCAAAGGGUCACAUUUAGCCCUCAGGCCACCAAUUUGCCUUCCCUGAUCUAUGAGAUGUACUCAGAGUGUGAUACUCAAGUACUACAUUUUAAUUAAGCCCUAGAAAAUGUUAAACUUUAGCCAAUAUAAGAUCUUAGAUUGCUUUGAUAUAUAUAUAUAUAUAUAUAUAUAUAUAUAUAUAUAUAUAUAUAUAUAUAUAUAUAUAUAUAUAUCCCUAGUGUGAAGAGGUGACUCUAUGCAUAUUAAAUUUGUAGAGGAAUUUCAUAUAGUAAAUUGUGUUUAUAUUUUUUUAUAUUACAAUUUGCUAAUGUUAAAUAACUAUAGAGUAUUGUCUCAGGCAUAUAAUAUGGCCAAUAUUUAAAUAAGCCUUAAUCAUCUAAACAUUUAUCUUAAAGGGAGAUAGAAGUGUUGAAUUAAUGUUAAGUUGUUAACCUGUAAACUGGGAAUAACAUGUUGUAAAGUUAUUUUAAAAUGGCUUCUUGCUAGGCAAGGCAAGUCAAUUGGUUAUAAAAAGUUUGAUUAUUAAACAAGUAUGGAAAGAACAAAGAUAUCAUUUGCAUUUUAUUCCUACAAAGAAAGCAGCUAAAAUGAGUAGAUUCUAUUUUACUGAUUUUUUAUCAAGUGUUGUUUGUUCUAGUAUGUAAAAUAUACAAUGAAGAAAUACAAUGAAGAAAUGACCCAGUUAACAAGUUAAUGCAUCAGCUAAGUGUCUGCUUCCAAGUCAGUUUAAGGGACACUAAACCCAAAUUGUUUCUAUUGUGAUUCAGAUAAAGCAUGCAAUUUUAAGCAACUUUCUAAUUUACUCCUAUUAUCAAAUUAUUUUCAUUCUCUUGGCAUCUUUAUUUGAAAUGCAAGAAUGUAAGUUUAGAUGCCGGCCCAUUUUUGGUGAACAUACUGUGUUGUUCUUGCUGAUUGGUGGGUAAAUUCACCUACCAAUAAACACGUGCUUUCCAUGGUUCUGAACCCAAAAAAUUGCUUAGAUGCCUUCUUUUUCAAAUAAAGAUAGCAAAAGAAUCAAGAAAAAUUGAUAUGCUCUAUUUGAAUCGCAAAAGAAAAAAAUUGGGUUCAGUGUCCCUUUAUAUUAUAUUAAGGCCAAAUAAUUUGAACCAAUAAGAGGCUGCAUCAUUGGAACUUACCUGGGGAUGUGCAAAAUACUUCAAUCAUUCAUUAGCUACCUUGUGUAUACAGAAGCUAGCUACCUGGUAGCAGGCACUUUAAAAAAAUAAAGUUAAAGGGAUAUGAAACCCUUUUUUUCUUCUUACAUGAUUCAGAUAGUGCAUGCAAUUUUAAGCAACUGUCUAAUUUUACUCCUAUUAUCAAUUUUACUUCAUUCUUUUGGAAUCUUUAUUUGAAAAAGCAGAAAUGUAAAGUUCAGCCACCAAUUAGCAAGCUAUACCCAGUUGCUGAACAAAAAGUCGGCCAGCUCUUAAGCUUACAUCCCUGCUUUUCAAAUAAAGAUGCCAAGAGAGCAAAGACAAAUUGAUAGUAGGAGUAAAUUAGAAAGUUGCUUGCUCUAUCUGAAUCAUUAAAGAAAAAAUUUGGGUUUCAUAUCCCUUUAACUUUUUUUUUCUUUCCAAAAGCAGACAAAAAAAUAAUUGUGCUAUUAAGUGCUGGGAUAGAAAUAAUGCAUUAAAUGUACUUAUUACUUCCAUGUCACGUUAGGGCAAGGCUAUCAGAAUGUAGCCAUGCAAGUAAAUAGAAAUAUUUUAACUGGUAUAAUAACAUACCAUUUAUUUUUAUAAAGAUAAAUAUAUAUUAGUUAAUAAUGAGUCAUUUGCCUUGAGGCAGAGCACAAUUUAUUUUUCCAUUAAACAGCCACAGACAUUAUAUUCUAUUACUAACUUUUUUUCUAAAUUGCCACCAAUGCCCUUAGAACAUUUCAUUGAUUACAGGCAGUAUUAAUUUCUUGAGUUGGUGCACAAACUGAAAAGUUACAAUUGCUUUUUAUAUAUAAAAUUGCUGUUUGCUUAUAAUAACAAGAUUCAUUUCAGUAUUAAAGACUGGGGGGAAAUUACUCUGCUGUAUCACGUUUCAUAUUAAUAUGUAAGUCAAUACAUGUACAGUUAAGCAUUUAAUUCUGUAUCAUAAUCCAAUCAUGUUACAUUUUUUUCUUUUAUCUUAGUGGCAUUUUGUAAAGGAUAUGUUAUUAAAGCAGUCAGGCAGAUUAUCUAAAGCUCUC